Rotaria sp. Silwood2 is the source of this 339-nucleotide messenger RNA. The record is from the annotation of a GenBank genome assembly. Lineage: Eukaryota; Metazoa; Rotifera; Eurotatoria; Philodinida; Philodinidae.
AUGGAUCAAGCUAAACAAAAAUUCACUUUCAAUCAGCCGACAGAAGAAGAAACAAAAACAAAAAAGUUACGACAUGAAGAUAAUCAAUCAAUAACAACUAUUGAAGAUUUGCCGAAUGAAUUUUUCUUCGAGGCAUUCGAUUAUCUCAAUUUUUAUCAAAUAUUUAAAGGAUUUUCAAAGCUCAAUCAUCGUUUUGACGAACUUCUCUCUUCUUCAUCUUUAUUGUUGAAAGUUGAAAUUAAUUUACCAGAGCAGGACGAAAUGUCAAUGAUCGAUUAUCGACGAUUUAUCAAUAUGAAUAGACGUAAAAUAUUUUCGCUUAAGUUUUGGUUGCGUUAA